AUGGGGACCAACAUUAUCCGGCCUCUGGGUCAUCUCGAGACAUACCAUUGCACUAGACAGUAUAUGAGCCUCUAUCCAUUUGCAGCACAGACAUGCCAGUAUACAUCCCCAAGUUCCAUGUCCGCCGAGACUUGUCAGCAGGUGAUCAAAGCGGCCCUAGUGCAAGUCGUGCUAGCACACCCGGCUCUACAAGUCGGGAUCGGCGCCGCAGACACCAAUGAGCCCUGCUUUCUCCGGCUCCCGUCUCUGGAUAUUUCCAAUCACUUGGAAUGGAGGGACCUAUCUCAAACGCCCCCCGCUUCCUACGAUGACGCUGUAGUCAAAGUCAUUGAAGCAGAGCACACAAAGGAUUGGCAGGAUGUAGCGACUCGCCCUGCGUGGAAACUGACCGUUGUCCAGAGUCCCAUACCCAAAGACGGGUCGGGGUUCACCUUCGACUUCCUUUUCGCGGCACACCAUUCCGUUGCUGACGGGAAGAGUUUGAGUUUCUUUCACACCUCUCUACUAGCUGCAUUAGACGAAGCAUCGAGGAAUCCAGUCGAAGUGGAGGAUUUCGUCGCUUUGCCAACAACUUCGGCCCUCACACCCUCGCAGGAGGAUAUCAUGGAAUUCAAGAUCUCAAAGUCGUUUCUCAUAAAGACCCUUUGGGGAGAGUUUGCGCCCUCGUGGCUCCAGGGGAAAUCCUCUGCCCUGCCUUGGACCGGCGCGCCAAUCUCUCUGCGGCCGCAGCCACAACAUACGCGGCUGAUCACCUUCCCGGAAGAAGUCGUGUCCCGAAUCCUCGAGGCCUGCAGAUCACACAAGACGACCAUAACCCCUCUGCUUCAGGCACUCAUCGCCACGUCGAUGUCGCAGAGACUGCCUGAAGAAACAAUGACUAGAGGUGUGGCCGCCGUGACAGUCAUUGGUCUUCGUCCCUACGCAGACAAAUCGAAAAUCCCGCACGGCAUAGACCUUGAUAGAUCUAUGGGCGACAUUACGACCGCGUAUACACACAAAAUCAGCCCAUCCACGGUUUCAGAACUGCGAGAUGGAAGCCAAGACCCGGACGAUUCUGCGAUCUGGGCCCUGACUACGAAGCUUGGCUCGGAGCUCAAAAAACGCCUUGCAAAAUUGCCGGAGGACGAUAUACUUGGUCUGUUGGCGUGGGUAUCGGAUUGGUUCAAGAGAGCCAAGGAAAUGCAGGGCAAGCCGCGAGAUGCGACUUGGGAGGUUUCGAACCUUGGAUCCAUGCCUUGCCGGGCCACUCGCACCGGGGCUGGAAAUGAUGGGUGGAAACUGCGACGCUCGAUUUUUACUCAGUCUGGUAAUGCCAUCGGGCCGGCUUUUGCCGUAAAUGUCUCUAGCAUUGCCCAAGGCCCAUUGACUUUGGCGCUGACCUGGCAAGAGGGCAUUGUUGAGGGGGCAUUAAUGGAUGGGCUGGCCAAGGACUUGGACUUGUGGUGCAAGCAGCUUCAAAAGUCUGGCAAGUUUACAGCCUUUUGA
Penicillium riverlandense is the source of this 1485-nucleotide messenger RNA. RefSeq lists its product as uncharacterized. Gene Ontology annotation, molecular function: N-acetyltransferase activity. The record is from RefSeq and is a predicted model, not a curated record. NCBI's taxonomy places the organism in Eukaryota, Fungi, Ascomycota, Eurotiomycetes, Eurotiales, Aspergillaceae. The transcript has 2 exons. The coding region runs from base 1 to 1485 and encodes 494 amino acids.